Messenger RNA from Lampris incognitus (smalleye Pacific opah), 3322 nucleotides. Its product is annotated as cytosolic purine 5'-nucleotidase-like. NCBI's taxonomy places the organism in Eukaryota, Metazoa, Chordata, Actinopteri, Lampriformes, Lampridae. Gene Ontology annotation, molecular function: 5'-nucleotidase activity. Bases 181 to 1725 code for a protein of 514 amino acids. The transcript has 17 exons. The record is from RefSeq and is a predicted model, not a curated record.
GUUGUUGUUUGGUUUUGUUUCGCUCCAUUUACGAACUCAAAAAGGAAACGUCGGGGCCCACGCCUACAAAAUAUAAGUGAAUUUAACGUUGUCAAAGCCUGUCAAAUGACUGACUGCACGGGGACGCCGUGAGGUCGGCACGCAGGCAGCCUCGGUCCAGAGCAUGACACCGCGACGACAAUGGAGGAAGCCACUCGGAUUUUGAAAGAUCGACUUCAGUUGGACAUCGACGCCAACAUUUGCACGGAUCUAUCCGCGAAGAAGAGAGACCUUCACCAAAAGGUAUUUGUGAACAGAAGUCUAACACUGGAAAAAGUCAAAUGCUAUGGCUUCGAUAUGGACUACACCCUGGCAACAUAUAAGUCCCCUGACUAUGAGGGCCUGGGCUUUGAGCUGAUAAGAGACAGGCUAGUGUCCAUUGGUUAUCCUCAUGAGCUACUCCGCUACACAUACGAUCCUAGUUUUCCCACACGCGGUUUAGUGUUUGACACCAGUUAUGGGAAUCUGUUGAAGGUGGAUUCAAAUGGAAAUAUUCUAGUCUGCACUCAUGGCUUCACCUUCCUCAAAAGGCAUGAAAUUCAGGGCUACUACCCCAACAUGUUCAUUCAGCGAGAUGACACUGAGCGUUUCUACAUUCUUAAUACUCUCUUUAACCUCUCUGAGACCUAUCUCUAUGCUUGCCUUGUGGACCUCUUCAGCAGAUGCAGCAGAUACACAAACCUGCUGAAAGGCUUCCAGCAUGGGGACUUGUUUAUGUCCUUCCGAAGUAUGUUUCAGGAUGUUCGAGAUGCAAUGGACUUCAUUCAUGACACGGGCAGUCUGAAAGAGAGAACGACUAAGAAUUUGGAGAAAUAUGUUGCCAAACUUCCAAAUUUACCUGUACUCCUGAACCAGAUUAAAGAGGUGGCCAAGGUCUUCCUUGCCACCAACAGUGACUUCAUCUACACUGAGGCCAUCAUGAAAUAUCUGCUUGAAAGUGGUCCAAAGUCUGGUGGCCCAAAAAGGUCAUGGCGCUCUUUCUUUGACCUCGUUGUCGUGGAUACGAGGAAACCACUGUUUUUUGCGGAGGGUACCGUGCUUAGACAAGUGGACACGGACACAGGCAAGCUCCGGAUCGGGACUUACACUGGAGACCUCCAGCACGGGACCGUCUACUCUGGAGGUUCCUCAGAUAUUAUCUGUGAUCUGCUGGAUGUGAAGGGUAAAGACAUCCUGUAUGUUGGAGACCACAUCUUUGGGGACAUCCUCAAAUCUAAGAAGCGCCAGGGCUGGAAGACCUUUCUGGUGGUACCAGAGCUUGCCAAGGAGCUGCAAGUGUGGAGAGAGAAGAAACAUCUGUUUGAAGAGCUUAAGAACAUUGAUGUCGUCUUAGCAGAAAUUCGCAAGCAUCUUGACAGUGGUACCACAACAAGUCCUGACAUCAGUGCCAUUGAGACCCGGAGAAAGGUGGUGACUCAAAGGAUGGACAUGUCCUACGGUCAGAUGGGCAGCCUUCUGCGCAGUGGCUCCAGACAGACGCUGUUCGCCAGUCAGCUGAUGCGCUACGCAGACAUUUACUCUUCCUCCUGCAUCAACCUGCUGCACUACCCAUUCAACUACCUGUUCAUGGCCCCACCCGUCCUAAUGCCCCAUGAGGCCUUCUUGGAUCCCCACUCUGCUGACUUUGCUUCAGCAGAGCUCGCCGUCAGUAAUCAUGCCCACACGACAAAAAAGGCCUUGGUUUGAUUAUCAGCAUGACAGCGUACAGUAAUAAAAUGUUCGCGGCCUUGUUCAAACUGUUUGUGGAAUAUACGUUACAAUGGACAUUGUAAGUAUUCUAAGUAUUUUUCUCAAUUUCUCCUCUCUUGCUUUGCUGAAGACAAGUGACCAAGACAAUGCAGAAGACAUUGUGGACAUGUGAAGAUGCUGCAUUUAUAAGUGAUAUGUGCUAUGCUUAUUUCAGGACGUUUGUCCUGAUGCAAAUGGCUUGUUGUGGAAAUGCAAAUGCUAAGCGUCUUUUGUUCUUGCAGCUUGUCUGGUGGAUGCUAGCUUUAUUUAGGCAAAAUGUAAAGUGGACAUUGUGCCACAUGCUGAAUAUGUGUUGCUUUGCCAUGUAACGUUUGCCAAGUCGACCCACUGUUGCAGAAUAUUUUCAGAAUAUAUGACUGGAAACAGGUUCCGGGUUACUGUAUAUAGGGGUGAAAGUGUGUGCUAGUCUGUUUAAAAUGGUCAUUCACAUCUAAUGACACACUUUUGAUCUAAUGAUUGUGUAAUGGUUUUCCCAUGUGUUAACAUUAUUUAUUGGAUGUUUAAGUAAGUUGGCCCAACUUCUUUUGAUUCAUUUGAAUAAAUCCUUUAUAUUCAUUCCAGUGCUGUCUUUGUUGAAUGGAAUAUAUAGGGAUACUUAAUUGGUGUUUUAAAUGGGCAUGCUUAUAUGAUGUUUUGAAUUUCAGUAAUUUCAACAAUUUAUGAACUAAAGGGGCUGUGAUUACUACUUGAAAAGUUAAAAUAAGCAAUAGCAUACUGCAGUACACAUCUUGUCCAUUAGAUGGCAUUAAAUUUCCACUCAGCAACUAUGGAUAAAGAAACCAAAUGAAAGAGCCUGGGUUAGUUCUCAUCCAGUGGAGCCGGGGGGGUGGGUAUCAGUUGCUGAAAACACAUUAAACAUAUAUAAGACAUGUUCAUUCUCAAUUAUAAACUGCCCCUUUUGGUGUUCAGGCUAAAAUUGGUACAUUUGCUUGUUUAUAGCCCAUUAAUAUGCUUAUUCAUAGGCUAUACAUAGGCUGUUAAAGCCCGCUGACACAAAUGUGUAAUAUGUGAUAUUGGGCUAUACAAAUAGAAUUUACUUGACUCAUUCACAAAAGUUUCACUGUUCUCGUCCCAAAACAAAACGAAAAUAUACAGGCUCAUGAAUAAUUACAGACGGUAUGCCUUAUAUCACACAUGAACAGUACUCUCUCGCUCUCUCGCACACACACACACACACACACACACACACACACACACACACACACACACACACACACACACACACAGAGCGAGAGAGAGAGAGACCCUUCAGUGUGUCUCCAUCUCUGCCUUUACUCUCCCAUCUUCUACAACUCAAAAUUCAAAUUAGUUUUAUUGAAACUGCAUAAAUAAUUACAGGCGGUAUGCCUUAUAUAUACAUUAUAUAUAUAUAUAAGGCAUAUAUAGUAUAGUUUGUACUCCAGCUCUUUUUUUAACUUGUUUUUAGCUUUUGGUCUUCAUGUGUGUAUAUCUUAUAUUGUGUUUGCUGUGUUUGACUGUGUUUGUCUUGCACUGUUUGGUGAAGCCACAGCCCUCAUUUCAUUUUUAACAUGUG